AUGCUUGCUUUGGAGGCUGCGCAGUUGGAUGGGCCACACUUCAGCUGUCUGCAGUACCCAGAAGGUGUGUUCUAUGACCUGGACAGCUAUAAGCCCUUCAGCUACCCAGACUCAGAGGGGGGCCCUGACCCCUCCUGGGGCUGGACAGAGGCCCCGCCUGUCCCUGGCGCCUCCUAUGAAGCCUUCGAUCCCGCUUCGGCCGCCUUUGCCCACUCUCAGGCCGUCCAGCUCUGCUAUGGAUCAGGUCCCGGACCCUCAGCCUACAGCCUUGUGGGGAGCCUUGAUCCAGCCCCCAGCUUGGAGACCACAGGGCCAGGCCACCAGACAUUCACCUCUGAAGACUUUGCCGGUCAGACCCUGGGUCCCCUGGCUUACGCCCCGUACCCCAGUCCCGUGCUGUCGGAGGAGGAAGACCUUCUGCUGGACAGUCCUGCCCUGGAGGUCUCCGACAGUGAGACUGAUGAGGCCCUCCUGGCUGGCCCCGAGGGGAGGAGAUCAGAGGCAGGUGCCCGCAAGAAGCUGCGCCUGUACCAGUUCCUCCUGGGGCUGCUGACGCGAGGGGAUAUGCGCGAGUGCGUCUGGUGGGUGGAGCCAGGAGCCGGCGUCUUCCAGUUCUCCUCCAAGCACAAGGAACUGCUGGCUCGCCGCUGGGGCCAGCAGAAGGGCAACCGCAAACGCAUGACGUACCAGAAGCUGGCGCGAGCGCUGCGCAACUACGCCAAGACCGGGGAGAUUCGCAAAGUCAAGCGCAAGCUCACCUACCAGUUCGACAGUGCGCUGCUGCCGGCAGUGCGCCGCGUCUGAGUGCAGGGGCAGUGGGGCUCUGCGCCCCGGCUGGGGGAGCCGCCUGAGGGCCUCGCCGUCCAGCCGAGAUCCCUCUGACAUCCCCAUACCCUAAGUCAGUACCCACGGAGUCCCACAUUUGGAGGAGUGGACUGUCGAGUCCCUCAACUCUUACCAGGG
Molecule: messenger RNA, 963 nt
Organism: Nannospalax galili (Upper Galilee mountains blind mole rat)
Lineage: Eukaryota; Metazoa; Chordata; Mammalia; Rodentia; Spalacidae
Gene: Spib
Product: Spi-B transcription factor
Exons: 6
Coding region: 1-804 (267 amino acids)
Biological process (GO): regulation of transcription by RNA polymerase II; cell differentiation
Cellular component (GO): nucleus
Molecular function (GO): sequence-specific DNA binding; DNA-binding transcription factor activity, RNA polymerase II-specific
Source: RefSeq, a predicted model, not a curated record